AUGCCUACAUUUUGGACAAGCAUUGUAUACACUCUCAAAGUAGCAAGCCCUCUUGUUCGUGUACUUAAGUUGGUUGAUGGUGAGAGAAGGCUUCCAAUGGGAUAUAUUUAUGAGGCUAUGGAAAGGGCUAAAGAAGCGAUAGCUACAGCUUUUGGUGAGAAUAAAGAGAAGUAUAAGGACAUCUUUAAGAUCAUUGAUACUAGGUGGAAUAUCCAACUCCAUCGCCCUUUGCAUGUAGCUGGGCAUUUCUUGAACCCAGAAUAUUUUUAUAGCAAUCCAAAUAUUGAGCAAGAUGAAGAGGUGAUGGGUGGUUUAUAUCAAUGUACAGAAAGAUUGGUUCCAACCACUGAAGUACAAGAUAAAAUUUCUUUGGAGUUGAGUAGAUAUAUGAAAGCUGAUGGUCUAUUUGGCUCAUCAAUUGCUGUUAGACAAAGAAAGUCAAGGGCACCAGCCGAUUGGUGGUCCGCAUAUGAUUCUAUAACUCCUAAUUUGCAAAAGUUUGCUAUUAAAGUGCUUAGCCUUAUAUGUAGCGCAUCUGGGUGUGAACGAAAUUGGAGUGUAUUUGAACAUCUUCAUAGCAAGAAGAGAAACCGGCUAACUCAAUGUCGAUUGAAUGAUUUGGUUUUCAUCAAGUAUAAUAGAGCACUAAAAUGA
Molecule: messenger RNA, 654 nt
Organism: Cornus florida
Lineage: Eukaryota; Viridiplantae; Streptophyta; Magnoliopsida; Cornales; Cornaceae
Exons: 3
Coding region: 1-654 (217 amino acids)
Molecular function (GO): protein dimerization activity
Source: RefSeq, a predicted model, not a curated record